Molecule: messenger RNA, 3490 nt
Organism: Cynara cardunculus var. scolymus (artichoke)
Lineage: Eukaryota; Viridiplantae; Streptophyta; Magnoliopsida; Asterales; Asteraceae
Product: arginine/serine-rich protein PNISR
Exons: 12
Coding region: 167-3145 (992 amino acids)
Source: RefSeq, a predicted model, not a curated record
GCCGUUGCCCGCGCCUCACACCGGAGAAUACCCUUCUCCGACGCCGUUUUACCACCGACCACCGACCGCCGACUUCUUUCUCCGUCUACCUCCACCGGAAUUUAUUCCACAACCCUCGUAUUAUAAACAACAAAAAGUCUAAAGAAAAAGCCCUAAUAUACUGUAAAUGGACUUCCGAUACGCGAGGCCACCGCCACCGCCACCUCCUUCUUCGGAUCUCCACCAACCACCACCACAGCAACCAGUUCCUCCACCUCCAGGACCUUGGUAUUCCGGUCAGUUCCAGUACCACUCGCCGUCGCCGCCUCCGCCACACUGGGCUCCACAAUCACAGCACUCCGAUCACCACCUUCCUCCUCCUCCUCCUUAUGCUGCCGCUCCCCCUCCCCCUCCCCCGAUGCAAUAUUCUUCAAACCCUUACCCUCUUCCUCCUAGACCUCAUAUGCCGCCACCGCCACUGCAACCUCAUUAUCCUCCUGUCAAUCAGGAGUGGAGUAAUGCAAACUGGGGUCAUCAAGGUUGGGAAUAUUCAGCGCCUAACCAAAAUGAAGAUGAUUGGGCUGCCAGGGCUAGAGCUUGGGCAGCUUCAAAAGUUGUAACUGAUGAUCAGCAUCAGCAUUCACAGUUAGUGCCCGCCAGUCGAUCAGAAGAAAUAAACUAUCAGGAUCAGUAUUCACAGAAUUUGGAGACUCCUUACACGGAGUUUCAGCAACAUUCGCUUCCUCCAUCAAGCUAUCAUCAGUAUCCAUCUUCAUUUGCACCCCCACCUAGGACGCCUGCAAACCCUUUGCCGGAGCCAUCAUCAUUUGGCUCUGGAUAUGCCCCAGAUGGACACUUUUCAUAUACUGCCAGGGAUGGAAAUUUGCGUGACUCAACUGCUGCAUACCCUCAUCAAGAACCUGCACCUACAAGUUUAUUAGUUCACCAGCAGGAGGUACCUUCUAGUUAUUCUUCUGUUGCAGGAAAAGAGGAGGUGAGAGAUAUGAACGGGAAAUUUUAUCAACCAUCACAUAUGCCUUUUGCUUCCGCUCCACAGUACCAAGUUCAGCAGUCAUUAUCUCCUAGUGAUAGAUCAAUUUCCGUUGAACAGCCUCAUUAUGCAUUUAGCAACCCAUCUGCUGAGCCAACAACUGAUCUUAGCAAUCAGCCUUUAGAUUUUGGGCCAAGGUUCGGUCAUGAACAUGACCCAUUUGGACAAUCCAAAUACGGUAACGAGUCUGGUGGUUCAAUAGGGGCAAUAUCCACUGGUACGGCUAUGCCUUCAAUUAAUGCAUGGACUUCGUCUGCUGCACCUGGAAUGCCUUAUCCUUCUAUGCCUCCAGUUCAUCCAACAGGGCAACAGGUUGAUCCUUCAGUAGGUGUUCCUUCUCCAGUUUCCAUGCACUCGGCACCUUUAUUUGGGAGGAUUACUGGUUCAAGUUUCCAACCAACUAUGCCAUCUGCAAGCUCAACCUUUCCCAUUGGGACAUCAAAUGCAUUUCAUGCAACAAAUGCUUUCCCUGGUGAUACAUAUGGAACCCCUGCGUUUCCUGAGCGCCCUAAAAAGGCUUCAGUGCCAAACUGGCUCAGAGAGGAAAUAAUUAAGAAGAAAGCAGUCAUCGGAAGUGCUGCCCCCGAGCUUUCCAGGCAGGACCCUGAAUCUAAUGAAGACGAAGUUAUGGACCGCCCUCUUGGGAAAGGAGAUCAGGCAGAUGGAAAAAGCGUCGAGUCAUCAAGGUUAACAGAAGAAGAGGAUGAUGACAAGGAUUAUGUCGAAGCAGCUAGAACUGCUGCAAUAAACCAGGAAAUAAAGCGCAUCUUAACAGAAGUUCUUUUGAAGGUCACAGAUGAACUUUUUGAUGAAAUUGCAACAGAAGUUCUAGAUGAAGAUGAUCUUAAUGCAGAAGUUGAGCGUAAGGCUAUUGCUUCAAGUGAUAUAAUAUCUCAAUCUUCAGCAGCAGUUCCAACUCCCAAGUCUUCCGCAAAGGUUCUAAUUCCAGGCAAAACCAAAGGAACUGAUUUGGAUGAUGUUAGUGGGAAGUCUAGUUCCAGCUCACCUGGAGAUGUUCUAGGACUUGGUAGUUACGCUUCCGAUGAUGACGAAGACAAGGAAGUUCAGAACUUACCUAUUCCAUCUUCCAAAAGUAGUAAGCCACUGGUGCACCUGGCUGAGAAUGGCAGUUCACAAGUAGAUGGCAAUGUGCGUGGUAAGAAGUUUCUAGAUGAAGAAAGUGAUUCGCAUGGAAUGAGCCCAAAUGGGGAUGUAGUUAAUCAUGGUUCUGUAGGUAGCGAACUUACUCGUAAUAGGGUUGGUGCUGAACCUUCUCAGACAGACUCUCUGACUGAAGAAUAUCAUAAUGAUAAUUCCAGUGGUGAUAAAGUACCAGAUAGGUCCAGUAUUUCGAAGUCAAAGCAGAGUGUAGGAGACAAGGGUGUCGGUAAACAUGAACUUUUAAUUGAGGGUCUUGCUGCCAAGAAUCCAUUACCUGAUGAUUCACAAGGUAGGAGCCCAAGAAAUGGAUCAGAGAAGAGUGGUAGUAAAAGAAAGUCUGCUAGUAAAGACUACAACGAGGAGGUGGAGAGCGGCAAGGACAAGAUACAUACGAAGGUAGAUGAUGAUAGUAGGAUUCAGGAUGAGAGACACGUAAAGAGGGUGAAAAAGGAUGAUCAAAAUGGCUCUAAACAGAAAAUAAAGGAGCGAGAUUCAGGGAAAAGGGUCAACAAGGCUGAGAGUAAGGAUGAUAAAAAAGAGAUAGACAGGGACAGAAGAUCCCAAGCCAAAGAAGAUGGCCGGAAGCAAGAAAGAUCAAAGGAUGAGAAGAAUGAACGAUCAAAGCAUAAAUCUGUAGGUGACUCAAGCAGGCACAAACGGCAUCAUUCUCCGUCACCUGGUGGUAAGGCGAGGAGCAGCAAGGACAACUCAUCUCUUAGCCAUGCUCAUGCUUCAAGUGAUAGUUCUUCCGAUGACUCAAGAAGGAAGGUGUAUUCUAAAAGACGCGAUUUAUCACCGUCGCCUGUCAGGUCAAGAAGCAUGGGAUGUUUGAUUUCUAGACAAGUGUCAAGGUCUCCACCUAGCAAGCGUUCUCAGCACAGGCAUUCUCUCUAUUCUUCUCUUGAAACUACCAGGGAAAGACGGAGAUCAAGAUCCAGGUCUCGAAGAGGAUAGUGCUGAGGUUGAGGUCAUUCUACACAUUUCUGUCUUUGCCUAUUUUCCGACAUCCUCCAAGGGUUGAGCAUUUUCCGACUAAUCCUAGAUUCUGGUGCCUGCGAUGCCGCCGCCGGCCAUCGUUGCAGAUUAGAGACCCGCCGAGUGUAAAAAGGAGACAAUGAACAGGUGUUGUAAUAUGCAAGUUUUUUCUUUGAACUAUGGUGAGGCUAGUUUUAUACCAUCUUCAUUUUGGAACAAGUUUUUAUGAAUUGUGUUUUUCAAACUGGGUACUCAUUUUAUCAUCCAAUGAUGUAUGUCUUUUACAUGUUUUGUAUGUGAAAAUGUGUUUCUUAUUUUUAGAGU